Molecule: messenger RNA, 2479 nt
Organism: Branchiostoma floridae (Florida lancelet)
Lineage: Eukaryota; Metazoa; Chordata; Leptocardii; Amphioxiformes; Branchiostomatidae
Exons: 5
Coding region: 228-1784 (518 amino acids)
Source: RefSeq, a predicted model, not a curated record
ACCCCCAGGUUCAGGAGUGGCAGUACAGGAAACAGUUAGCCAAGCGGCAGGAAGAGUGGGCCAAACAGAGACAGCAGUUAAUGGUUAUCUGUGACUAAAACCUGAAUAUUUCUUUACUUCCACAGAACUCCGACAACCCCCAGGUGCAGGAGUGGCUCCAGAAGAAACGGUUAGCCCAGCGGCAGCAGCGGAGAGAGGAGAGAGCCAAACGGAGGCUGAAGUUCCAGAUGAAGAUGGAGGAAAGGGACAUGAAGAUCGCGCGGAUGAUCGAGUCGGAUGAGAAGGUGGACCAGUGGAUGAGGGAGAAGAGGAAGCUGCUGAGGAGGAAGUCCCAGAAGCCCAGGAAAGCUGCCGUGCAGCCGUCAGUGGGGCAACAGGCGGAGACAGAGGAGACCACGCCCCUUAGCAACAGUAACCAGGGGCAACCAGACCUCCCCACCCUGGAGAAACAGGCCAGCCAGCUGGAGGAGAGACUACUGAAGGACCUCGGCACAGAGAAGGGGCAGGGGGACACUGUGCAGCCGGCCAGUGGGAAGGUUGGAAACUCUACCACAUCUCCGUCUGACGGGAAGGUGGCAGGCAUGGACGAUUUUGCGCGCAGGACCGUUCCCAUCCGUCCAGGGAGACUGGAAAAUUCUGCAGGGGUGCAAGCAACGGGAAAGUUGCCCAGCAGACCAACGACUGCCCCACCAAGGAGCAACAGUCCGACAAAGCGACGGGGGAAGAGAUCCGUGCAUCCGAUGUCUGCAAGGAGUGGAGGGUCCGCCAAGGCAUCUGUCGAGACGCCUCGGAGCGUUGGGUCGGGGUUGGAAUCAGCUCGGAGCAUUGGGUCGGGGUCGGAGUCAACUCGUGACCCGAUGAGGAACCUGAGUUAUGACCAGUGGCUGGUGCAGAAGAGGAGAGAGGACCAGCAGAAGAAGAUGCAGGUCCAGAAGGAGGAGGUGGAUCCGGAGCUGCAGAGCAUCAUUCCUGAGCUGGCGCGGCGCAGGGUGGAUCGGGCGACCACAAGGAAGAAGAAACUCGACACCGGCAUCAAACAGAAGCAAAGGGACGAGGACUGCAACAAGAAGGCAGCAGAAAAUCCGGACAACAAACCCAGGUUUGUCUGGCGCUUGAGGGACGACCCCACGCUCGAGCGACCCCCGACGACCCGGCCGGGAUCCAGAAGCCCCAGCCCGGGUAAGAAGUCUCCCUCUCCUCGAAGGCCCGCCAGCCCCUUAAAGGAGCCCGCCUUCUACAGGAGGCAGCGUUUCUCCAGGGAGAAGAUGCAGCAGUUUUCUCAGUCCAUGAACUCGGAGAGGCCAGAACCGCAGGGCAGCGACUGCCCCGACCUCAACAUGCAUGAUAGCAAGGGCCAAUCACAGACCAGCAUUCCCACAGCUGACCAAUCAGGGAAGGGAACUAAUGAAGAAGUUCUUGACCAAUCAGAGGGAAGAACAGCUGACCAAUCAGAGAAGGGAACCACUGAAGAUUUGAUAUUCAUCGACCAAUCACAGUCUAAAACAGUGGACCAAUCAGAGAGUGCAGAUGUCAAGGCAGAUAGCCAAUCGCUGAGUAAGCCAGGUUCUGACCAAUCAGCACCAGCAUGUAAGAAAACUGACCAAUCAGUAAACAGCUUGUUUGCAGCCUUGGGACUCUCGGACGAGAUUGAGGAGGACAUUGACUUUGAAAGCGAAAGUGAUAAUGAGGAGGAGAAAGUGAAGAUGAAGAACGACCGUAAUCUUUCCUCCUCGCAGACCUUCAUAACCACAGCUGUAGAUACUGAUGAUGGCAGCUGUGAGUAGCUUGUGUUUAGCACUCAUGUUUCUGGAGCUGAGGGUUGAGAGAGAAGAUCAUUGCUGUUGUAAGGCACUCAUCUGACUUAAAAUGAUAAUGAAAUAUGCUGAAAAGGGUUGCAAUCCUUACUGAAAGGACAUUCUUUGCCAUUGUUUGUUAUUGUAGUUUUCCGUUAAACUUAGCAAAAACGAAAAGGGAAAUAUCCCCUGUGGAUGCUGUACCUUUUCCACAAGUCAUGAUUUUAUCAGUUAGAUUAUAGUAGAUACUGAUGAUGGCAGCUGUGGGUAGCUUGUGUGGUGUAGUGUUUAGCACUCAUGUUUCUGGAGCUGAAGUUUGUGAGGGUAAAACCUUGCUGUUGUAAGGCACUCAUCUGACUUAUACUGGUGAUGAAAUAUGCAGAAAAGGGUUUCAGUCCUUAUUGAAAGGACAUUCUUAGCCAUUUAUUUUUCCUUUAACUUAGCAAAAGCUUUUUCUGUAAGUUUGUACAUGUCAUUGUAACGACUUGUGGAACUCCUUGGAAUGGAGCUGGAAGCUGCAUGGCAUUUUUGAUAGGUUCUUCUGAUGAAUGUCAUGGAUAGAUUUUUUAGAUGAUUAUCCUUAUAAACUGUACUAUAAGUACAGGCCUUUGAACUUGUUUUUUAAGCCAAUGGAAAUUUAUAAUGUAAGCUCAUACAAUAUAAUGUACAGAUAACCCAUAGAUGAU